AUGGCCUCUGUCUUCGAGAACGUCACCGCUGCCCCUGCGGAUAUCAUCUUUGCCCUCACAGCCGACUACAAGGCCGACCCCAACCCCAGCAAGGUGAACCUCGGCGUCGGUGCCUACCGCACUGAGGAGGGAAAGCCCUGGGUUCUUCCUGUCGUCCACAAGGCCGACCACAUCAUGGUCGAUGACGAGAACCUGGAUCACGAAUAUCUGCCCAUUCUCGGUCUUGAGAACUUCCGCAAGGCUUCGGCUAAGCUGAUCCUCGGCGCUGACUCAAAGGCCAUUGCCGAGGGUCGCGUCGGUGCUGCCCAAUGCAUCUCUGGAACUGGUGCCGUCUAUGCCGGGGCACACUUUCUCUCCAAGCACUACCCCUUCAAGAGCGCUGCCUGCUACAUCUCCAAGCCCACCUGGGCCAACCACCGUGCCAUCUUCGAGGGUGUCGGCAUCCCCGUCCUCGAGUACCCUUACUGGGACGCCGAGACCAAGGGUCUCGAUCUCCAAGGCAUGCUCGGCGCCAUGGAGGCAGCCCCUAGCGGAUCGAUCUUCUUGCUCCACCCCUGCGCUCACAACCCCACCGGAGUUGAUCCCACCCCCGAUCAGUGGAAGCAGAUCGCUGACGUCAUGGAGUCCAAGGGUCACUUCACCUUCUUCGACACUGCCUACCAGGGCUUCGCCUCCGGCAGCUUGGACAAGGAUGCCUACUCCGUCCGCUACUUUGUUGAGCGCGGCUUCGAGAUGUUCAUCGCUCAGUCCUUCUCCAAAAACUUCGGUCUUUACUCUGAGCGUGCCGGUAACCUGACGAUCGUCGCUCGCACCCCCGAGAUCAAGAACAAGAUCGAGUCCCAGAUCGCCAAGGCCCAGCGUGCCGUCAUCUCCAACCCUCCCGCCUACGGCUCCAGAGUCGUCAGCCUGGUAUUGAACGAUGAGACGCUUUACAAGGAGUGGGAGGGAAACCUGUCGACGAUGGCAAACCGUAUCAUCUCGAUGCGUCAGGCACUGUUUGACGAGCUGAAGAACUUGGGCACCCCCGGAACCUGGAACCACAUUGUUGAUCAGAUCGGCAUGUUCUCCUUCACGGGAUUGACCACCCCUCAGGUCAAGGUCCUGAAGGAGAAGUACCACGUCUAUUUGACCGAUAACGGACGCAUCUCCAUGGCUGGUCUCAACACCAAGAAUGUCAAGUACUUUGCCCAGGCUGUCGAUGAUGUUGUUCGCAACCAUUAA
This is a messenger RNA of Gamsiella multidivaricata, 1221 nucleotides long. Its product is annotated as aspartate aminotransferase. Bases 1 to 1221 code for a protein of 406 amino acids. The transcript is spliced from 4 exons. Gene Ontology annotation, biological process: L-aspartate biosynthetic process. NCBI's taxonomy places the organism in Eukaryota, Fungi, Mortierellomycota, Mortierellomycetes, Mortierellales, Mortierellaceae. Gene Ontology annotation, cellular component: cytosol. Gene Ontology annotation, molecular function: pyridoxal phosphate binding; L-aspartate:2-oxoglutarate transaminase activity. The record is from RefSeq and is a predicted model, not a curated record.